This is a messenger RNA of Rhopilema esculentum, 729 nucleotides long. The record is from RefSeq and is a predicted model, not a curated record. Lineage: Eukaryota; Metazoa; Cnidaria; Scyphozoa; Rhizostomeae; Rhizostomatidae.
AUGAGGGAGCCAAUUAGCCCAGGAGAACGUUUGGGAAUAACACUUCGAUACUCGACGACCGGGGCUGCUCAUACAACAAUUGCGUCAAGCUUCCGCAUUAGCCCAACAACAAUUGGGCGCAUCAUAUUUGAAACCUGUGGAGUUUUGUGGGAUCAGUUACUGGAGCCUGGAUAUCUGAAAGCACUAUCUACCGUCGCAGAAUGGAAGAGAAUUGCCUUAGAAUUUGAGCAUGAAUGGAAUUUUCCGAAUGCAAUAGGUGCUUUGGAUGGAGAGCACGUUGUAAUGUUUGCACCUGCAGGUUCAGGCUUCGCAUUUUUUGACUAUAAGAAAACCCAUAGCAUUGUUCUGAUGGCUGUUUGCGACGCAAACCAUCAGUUUAUACUCGUAGAUAUUAGAGACACUGGCCGUGAAAGUGAUGGUAGUGUUUAUGCAAACCGUCAUCUUGGAUAUGCAAUUGAAAAUAAUCUAUUGAACAUGCAGAGAGAUUCCAAGGUUGGCAACAAAAUCCUUCCUUACGUGUUUUUAGCAGACGAUGCAUUUGGAUUAGAACGUCAUUUAAUGAAGCCAUAUCCUUUUACAAACCUUGAAGCUGAGAAGAGAGUUUUUAAUUACAGACUGAGUAGUGGGCGUCGUGUCAUCGAAAAUGCAUUUGGCAUUGCAGCAAGCCGUUUUACUGAAUUACAUAGGCCUAUAAUAGCAGCCCCAGGAAAAGGUUGUAGCUAUAACUAA